CCAAAGAUGGGGGCUCGGUUAUGAUAACGAAGGUCAACAUCAGCGAUUAGAUUUAAUAUAGUCUAAUUAGUGUUCCUCUACUCAACAAUGCGGCGGGAAAUUGUUUGGCUUGUCGGUGUUUUAGCCAUUGUACUUGCAGAAGAUAAUUAUUUGUUCGAAACAAAGUAUAUUGAUGUGCCUUUAGAUCACUUUAGCUUUACACAAGACACGAAGUUUAAAUUAAGAUACUUAAUCAAUGACACCUAUCACGAAGAGGGAGGACCAAUUUUUUUUUAUACAGGAAAUGAAGGUGAUAUUAAAAAUUUCGCAAGGAACACAGGGUUCAUGUACGACAUAGCCCCGCAAUUCAGUGCCUUACUUGUAUUUGUUGAACACAGAUAUUAUGGCGAGUCAUUACCCUUUGGCAAUCAGUCUUACUCAUCUAUCGACAAGUUGGGGUAUCUUUCGUCUCAGCAAGCACUGGCAGACUUUGUAUAUGUCAUAGAAGCAUUGCAGGAACAAUAUGCUUAUAAUAAAAGAGAAAAAAAUCUUCCAGUCAUAGCAUUCGGAGGUUCGUACGGCGGGAUGUUAUCAAGUUGGAUAAGAAUGAAGUAUCCUAGUUCUGUGUUGGGAGCAAUAUCAAGCUCUGCUCCAAUUUGGCAACUGGGAGGACUCACCUCCUGCGAAAUAUUUAACAGAAUUACUACUAGUGUAUAUGCAAGCUUCGGAACAGAUAAAUGUACAAAUGGCAUUACAAAUGUUUGGAAAGCAAUAAGAUCUUUUACUAAAACUCCCGAGGGUAAAGCAAACUUAACAUCUACGUGGAACCUGUGCUCCCCAAUUAAAACUCAAGCUGACGUAGAUCAACUGAUAGAUUGGGCAGCAGAAGUUUUAGUUAACAUGGCGAUGGCUAAUUAUCCUUACCCUAACAGCUUCUUAGUAAAUUUGCCUGCUUAUCCUGUUAGAGAAUUUUGCAAUAAACUUAAUAGUCACAAAUGGAAUGAAGAAUAUGGUUUAUUGGUUGCAGUUGUUGAUGCAUUGGGAAUAUAUACUAAUUAUACCAAAACAGCGAAAUGCAAUAAUAUAAAUGUGACGUCACCUAGUGUUAGUGAUGAGGGUUGGAAUUUCCAGUCUUGCACUGAUAUGAUCAUGCCAAUGUGUUCCGAAUCCUCAGACAUGUUUGAAAAUACCGACUGGAAUUUCCAACAAUACUCCGACACUUGUUACAAACAGUUCAAAGUACGCCCAAGAAACCUAAACGUACCACUUCUUGAAUAUGGUGGCAAGGCUAUAGAAGCUGCAUCAAACAUAGUCUUCAGCAACGGACUUCUCGACCCCUGGUCUGGCGGUGGCGUUUUAGGAAAUAUUAAUGACAGAGUUAGGGCGAUAAUAAUUCCUAAUGGGGCUCAUCAUUACGACCUAAGGGGAAAAAACGAUUUAGAUACGGAUGAUGUGAAGUAUGCUAGGAAUUUCCACGUUCGUAAAAUCAAGGAAUGGUUGCGGGAAUACUACAGAGAUCCUCAAGUAAAUGUUAUUUAGAAGGAUCAAUAUGGUACAAUAACUAGUAUUUAUUAUCUUUUUAUUCUGAUAUUACUUAAAUUGUUUUAUACAUUUAUCUUAAAUAAAAACGUAUUGCAUUAUGUA
Messenger RNA from Diabrotica balteata, 1623 nucleotides. Lineage: Eukaryota; Metazoa; Arthropoda; Insecta; Coleoptera; Chrysomelidae. The record is from the annotation of a GenBank genome assembly.